This is a messenger RNA of Echinops telfairi (small Madagascar hedgehog), 3245 nucleotides long. It is a transcript of the gene NKX3-1, whose product is annotated as NK3 homeobox 1. Gene Ontology annotation, molecular function: RNA polymerase II cis-regulatory region sequence-specific DNA binding; DNA-binding transcription factor activity, RNA polymerase II-specific. Lineage: Eukaryota; Metazoa; Chordata; Mammalia; Afrosoricida; Tenrecidae. Gene Ontology annotation, biological process: cell differentiation; regulation of transcription by RNA polymerase II. Gene Ontology annotation, cellular component: nucleus. The transcript has 2 exons. The coding region runs from base 1 to 696 and encodes 231 amino acids. The record is from RefSeq and is a predicted model, not a curated record.
AUGCUCCGCUCUCCGCAGCCGCAGCCCGGGGACUCGGGGCCGGCCGACCGCCUUCCCCAGACCACGCCGGCGCCGCAGUCCAAGCCGCUCACCUCCUUCCUCAUCCAGGACAUCCUGGGGGAUGGCGCGGAGCGGGGUGGCAGCCCGGAGCCCGAGCCGGACCCACGCGGAGACCCGGAGGCGGAGCCCGAAGGAGGCCGAGGCCGUGCCGGGGGCCCAGAGGAGGAGCUGGGCUCCCAGGCCGGCGCCGCUCGGGGGGAGGCCCGGAGCCCCGGGGAGACGGAGCCAGAGAGGCACUUUGAGACUUAUCUGUUAACUUCGGGCGCCCUACCAAGCCUCCCACCAACACCCAAGCAACCGCAGAAGCGUUCCCGGGCAGCCUUCUCCCACACGCAGGUCAUCGAGUUGGAGCGGAAGUUCAGCCACCAGAAGUACCUGUCAGCCCCUGAAAGGGCUCACCUAGCCAAGCACCUGAAGCUCACCGAGACCCAAGUGAAAAUAUGGUUCCAGAACAGACGCUAUAAGACCAAGCGGAAGCAACUCACCUCCGACCUAGGAGACCUGGAGAAGCACCCCUCUAUGCCAGCUCUGAAAGAGGAGGGCUUUGCCCGGGCCCCCCUGGUCUCCAUGUAUAACAGCUACCCGUAUUACCCUUACCUUUACUGCCUGGGGAGCUGGAGCCCGGCUUUCUGGUAAUGCUCGCUCAGCUGGCGAUCAGAUGUGAUCACAAACUGCCUUCCCCAGAGUCUCUCUGGGAAGCAAAAGGGGCCAGGACCAGGAAGGACUUGGGGGGAGCAAGAGGGGUGCAGAUCAAAAUCUCAGGUUUGCAUGGGGAUCUGAGAUCUUUCACUGGCAGGCCAAAGACAGGCAUGGAGCAGUAAAUAUUUUAAUGUCUAAGCAACUCCCCAACACACAGUGUAGAAUAUCUUUGCUUUGUCUUUUCUUUAUCUGCCUGUUUGAACAUGGGGAGUGAUGUGCUCAGGUGCUGUUUUCAGGGCUGUGUAUGAAUUUGUACGAACUACCUUCCUCAUUUCUACAGAGUGCAUCCCUCCACCUUCCUCUGAUAGCUGUACAUCGAGAGAGCAAACCGGAGGGGAGAAAGGCCAGCAGUGAUGAGAAUGUUUCCUACCUUGACCUUGGAACAUGACCAAAGUCUUUUUCAGUCUCUAUAAGAAAACCUCGCAGAGAGACAGACAUUCCUCAUGCUCAGAGCAGACAGGCCUGGGUUAUGAGGGAUGAGUGAUAGGGGCGGAAAAGAUGGGCCGCUUCUUAUGUCUUGUUAACACAGGACACUCACUCACUGAAGUCUUUUCAGGGUGGUGCAGGUUGAACAAGACCCACUCGCUGUAGUUUUAAGACAAGCUGAACAAACACAGCUCUGCAGGGUGGGCCCCUGCUAGGAGAACCCCAGCACGUCCAAGGCAGGGGCUUCAGGAGGGGCCUUGCUCUGCUACCACAGGCAUCGCGUUGGUUACUGGCUAGGGUAGAAAGGCCUGUCCUGGAACAUUCUGUUCUGGGCCUGAGAAUUCAGACUCGGAAGGUUCCUGGAGUUUUCAGGAGUGAACUUAGUCCGCAUUGUAAGGGACCACCUCGCUCCUAACUGCAAAGCCCUUCCUUCCCAGCUGCCUUCCGGUUUCCUUCCUUUGCUGCACCCAUCACUUCUGCUCAGUUCCUAUUGUGAGCUUGGCUGCACCUAACAUACAUCUUCCGGAAUUAGCUUGAGAGUUCAUCUUGAAAAACAAAACAAAAACAACUUUAUCUCUGGAUGGUUUAAAAAGAAAGAGUGUGUGUGUGUGUGUGGGGGGGGGGAUACUUUUGAAUAGGUCAGAUGACAGGCGUUUCCAAAUCAACAAUUUUUAUGUCUUCAUUUAAAAACAUACGGCAUGAUAUUUAUUCUAAAUCCUAUUUAAAGACCCACCAGAUCUAGAAGGUCACUGACUCCCUGCUGCCUUGGUACGACUUGCUGGUGGCUCGGUUGCCACCGUUCAGUCUGACAGUCCUUUUUUUUGCCUGGACUUCUUGCUGGCAGGGAAGCUAAGAGGUAUGGGGCUCUCACGUGCAAGGGACGCUGUGCAGAACGCAAUGCCGCUGUCACUGCUCCCUCUAGACUCGAGAGGGAACAGAGGGCUCAUGGGCCGGGGACAGAGGAGGGAGAGAACCCAGGCUUUGGAGAGCCGUUGACUUUCCAGUCCACCGAGAAAGGCCCAGAGGACUUUGCAGGGAGAGGCUAAAAAGAAGAGACUGUUAUCAAAGAACAAACUUAUUGUGAGGUCCAUCACCAAACUAAUGCAGAAAAUGCCCAAAUGCUCUUGGAACUGUGGGAGAAGCCAACACUUCUUAAAGCCCUGGUCCCCCAAACGGGCUGCGGAACGGAUGAGAGGAGGACAAAGGAGAGAUGGGGCUGCCCUUCCAUUCAUUCCCCUCCCACUGUCUCAGGUGAGCUGGUGGACGCAGCCACCAGGAUUUUAAAAGCCAGCUACUAAUGUGGUCCUGUCUGGCCUGGCAGGCUCUCGAGCCCACUACUUAAUUCUGUUUAGCAAGAAACCUUUCAAUUUCCUCCUCCGACAAGCGCCAAGUUACUGUUGGUGGCAAUACUGCCAAAGUAAGCUGGUAGAAAGUUGGCUGGUUUGGCACCAUUUUCCAUGGUUUGGGCCCCGUGUGGAAUUAUUGUUAAGUGCCACGUACUGCCAACUGCCACCAGGGCACUAGCUAGCACAAAGGCUGAUCGCUUGGCUUGCUUUCUCCUUGGUCACAUGUCUUUAUUGCGUGUGUUAGUGCCCAUUGUCUCCUCACUACCCUUUCCCCUCCUGACACUCGGUAUUUAAUUCCUUCCGCCUGACAUGUAAGUGUGAAACAUUUUACUGCGAUGUAUGCAUUGUGCAGCCAAAAAAAAAAAAAAAGGUCUUUAUCCUUAUCCUUUUGUCCUUCCAUCUUCCCUUUUUUCCUAUUGGAAUUAGUGAUACGCCCAUGUCUGAAUGAGUAGGGAAACCUGUGAACAGCUAGUCUUCCAGCUACUGAUCGGCGAAGUGGAUGGCGCCCUUUGCUAUUGGACUGAGACAACCUGUUCCAUUGAAGGAAUCCGCUUGGGUUUCCCACCUGCAUGACACACCCUGCUCUGAGCUGUAACAUCCCCCAAGCCGUGACUUGACGUUUAGUAAAGUAGCCCUGGCUGACUUUAUUUUUCUAUGUAUUUUUGGGUAACAUACAAGUGUUUUUCAAAUAAAGGAUGGUGUCUUUACUAGAAA